UCACAGUGUCUCAGCUCCAGUGGAUCUAUCUGCCUUAUACAAAUUUUUUUUUUCUUCAAAUUCAGUCAAAGAAAAGAAGAAAAUGGAAUCCACUACGACUCCUUAUGACUACUACGACUACGAGGAGACAGAGAACUCCACUAUGUGCGACUAUUCAGAGUGGGCGCCAUCGUACUCUGUCAUCCCGGUGCUCUACAUGCUCAUCUUCAUCCUUGGCCUCUCAGGGAAUGGGAUCGUCAUCUUUACCGUGUGGAGGGCUCAAGGCAAGCAUCGAGCUGCUGACGUCUACAUUGGCAACCUGGCAUUAGCAGACCUCACCUUCGUGGUCACUCUGCCCCUCUGGGCCGUUUAUACCGCCAUGGGCUACCACUGGCCCUUUGGAGUGGCUCUGUGCAAGAUAAGCAGCUACGUGGUGCUUCUCAACAUGUACGCCAGUGUCUUCUGCCUCACCUGCAUGAGCUUUGACCGGUAUCUGGCCAUCGUCCACUCCCUGACCAGCUCCCAGCUGCUCACCCGUCGACACAUUCGAGCCUCGCUCGCAGUCAUCUGGGUGCUGUCUGGUCUGCUGGCUGCCCCCACUCUUCUGUUUCGCACCACCAAGUACGAUCAGCAAACCAACCGAACAUCUUGUGCCAUGGACUUCAGUCUGGUCGUGACCAUUAAGGAGCAGGAGAACCUGUGGAUCGCUGGUCUCAGCAUCUCCUCCUCAGCUCUUGGCUUUCUCCUUCCCUUCCUGGCAAUGAUGGUGUGCUAUUGCUUCAUCGGCUGCACCGUCACCCGCCACUUCAACACCCUGCGUAAGGAGGAUCAGCGUAAAAGGAGACUGCUGAAGAUCAUCACCACCCUGGUGGUGGUGUUUGCUGUCUGUUGGCUGCCCUUCCACCUUGUGAAAACCGCUGAUGCCUUGUCAUACGUAGAUUUGGUCCCUGCCACCUGCGACUUCCUGCGCUUCCUGCUGCUGGCUCACCCCUACGCUACCUGCCUGGCCUACGUCAACAGCUGCCUCAACCCCUUCCUUUAUGCCUUCUUUGACCUGCGCUUCAGAUCUCAGUGCCUGUGCCUCCUUAAUCUGAAGAAAUUCCUGCAUGCCAGUCCAAACAGCUCCAUGUCCUCGCAGAAGACAGAGGCUCAGUCACUGGCCACAAAGGUGUGACCACAGCGGGGGAAGAGGUUGAAAGACAAAACUUUGCAGCAUCAUCUGCAAUCGGUUUCAGGGUGUCACCUUUGCCCAGUAGGCCCCCUCCCUCCAGGCCACUGACUGUGUGGACUAAAGAGGAGUGAAUGUUGUUGUUUGGGGGGGAUUGAAUCACAAAGAAACUCCAGACUCUCUUCAAGUGGCAGGCCAGUGAAACUAAACAACAAGGAAAAAUGCAUAAAACUCUGUUUGAGGAAACUCCUGGAAUGCUCAUGAAUUUCUCUUUGUUCUUGUGUGGACUUUUUGAACUGGACUGGACCACCGCUGUUCUUAUUGUCAUUAGUGAGCACUUGAGGAGUGAUCUCCAAUAGAUCAGCUAGUGGUAUCUUCCCCAUGUCUGGCUACGUUACGUCUCCAAGUGAGCAUGUAAGAAGGGAGUGUCAGUCUGGAGCGAAGGUGUUGGAGUCAGAUAAGAUGUUGUAAAUUGUAAAUUUGCGUGUGUGUGGGGGGGUGGAGGGGGUGAGUGUGAGAGAGAGAGAGAGACGGGAUGUGGAGAGUGCUAGGGGGGCUGGCUGCCUGCCUGCAGACAGACCAGACAGACAAACAGAUGGCAGCUGACAAAUGGUUUCAGGUUGGUGAAAGGUCCAAUUAAAAGGUGACUACUUUGACAGUCAUCUCAGUGUGAGGGUAUGAGUUGUGUGCUUGUGUGUGUGGACGGUGAAUGUCUCUGAAUUUCCUCCUAACAGCAACAUGAAAGAAUUUUGUAAAUACAUUAUUUUUGAUUGUAUUAAAAGAAAAGGUGCUCUGAAGAAACAAACACUCUCUCUGGUGUCACUCUGUUCCCUCUGAUGGCUUGUUAAGUCUGACUGGAAUGUAUUUUCUCCUGUCCGGUAAAUAUGCUUCUUCCUGUUGAGGCAUUGCUGGGAGAAGGCAGUCUCCCCUCCUAUUGUGUUUGGGAGAGCUGAAAUCAAAGCACAUGUCUGCAGGAAAUGCACCCUCAACUUCUGUUUCCCUCUCCUCUAACAACUCACUCGCACAAACAAUCCAGUGAGGACAAAUGUUUCUAAAAUGGAUCAGCCACAGGAGUAUUUGGUAGUCUCCCAAACAAUGUAAAAAUCUCAAGUGUUAAUUACCAAAAUGCAUUCCUCAAAUGAUGACCAAAAUAGUCUGUAGCUUUUAGUAGGCUUCUACUUUUAGCUGGUCCUGGAGGAUGGCAUUAACAGCUGGAAGGAGAGAGUCCAAAGUCUUUUAGUAGCUUAAUUCAAGUCCAAUGUAAAAAUGCCAUUGCAGUGUAUGUGAGCAGUAUUUUAUUAACCUUUAAAUCAUUGUUACAUUUACAUUAGAUGGUCAUUUACACAAAAAAUUCAGAUUUCUUAGAUAGGAAAUGGUUCCUGGAGGCAGUGCCAACAACAAUGAGUGAAAAACAUGCCUAUUAUGAAAUAUGUGAAGAGUUUUUAGUCUCACUUACAGUGAAAUAAGACAAUAAAAAAUAUCUGUGCUCUUCACGCUGCGUUACUUUCCUGUUAGGUUGGAUCUGACCAUAAAUGUUAAUUUAUUUUAUUUUUAGCAUGUGUUUCACACAGGAAGAUAAUUGAUGAUGCACAGCCUCCAACUGCCAUUUCCUUUGUUAAUAAUUUGUUAUUUUAUGUAUAAAUAACCAUCCAUCACAAAUAUAGCAGCAGCUUAUAGGCACAUGCAGCAGUAUUUGAGUAAUCUUGUACCAGAACCUCACUUAAAUAUAUUUUUUCAGUCCCCCAUCGCUUGAUGGUAAAGAAAAUUGUUUCAUGAAGCUAGAAAUACAGUCCAGGUUUAGCUUUAAAGCACAUUUCGAGACUAAACAAAUUUGACAUUAAUAAGCUUUUUAUAGGAUAUAAUCAGCAACAGCAGGGAGACAGAGGGAUUGGGCUAAUCCUUAAUCAGUGAUUUGAAGUGGGUGUUGCUGUUUUUUCUCCUCUUGAUAAUACCUGGUAGCAUGGCUUUAUAUGAAUAAUGGAAAUAGAUACACUUGCUCUAUUUCAGUAAAUAUGAAUAAUCUACUUCAAUUUAUUGUAUUAGGAAUGCGUGUGCGAUCAACACAAAGUUGUUCAUUUUU
Molecule: messenger RNA, 3227 nt
Organism: Xiphophorus maculatus (southern platyfish)
Lineage: Eukaryota; Metazoa; Chordata; Actinopteri; Cyprinodontiformes; Poeciliidae
Gene: aplnrb
Product: apelin receptor B-like
Exons: 1
Coding region: 83-1153 (356 amino acids)
Biological process (GO): immune response; G protein-coupled receptor signaling pathway
Cellular component (GO): membrane
Molecular function (GO): G protein-coupled receptor activity
Source: RefSeq, a predicted model, not a curated record